UCGCUGCAACAAACACGAUGGUUCAUAGUACUGACAGUGUGUAGAGGGCAGCGCAAACCAACAGCCUGCUGUACAGGAAGGAGUUUCUGCUGACUAUACUCCUGUUUAUUCUACCGAUGUGACACCCGGAGAGAGAGAGAGAGACGGAGAGAGCGACAGAGAGAGAGAGAGAGAGAGAGGGAGAUCUGCUGUGCUGUCUGUGUGUCAGGAGCUGAACUGCAGGUGUGCGCAUUUGGUGCCCAGUUGGAGGAUAAUAUCUACAGCUGGGCAUGGAUUAUUGGUGCCCGCCUUCUCCGCUUUGGAUUUAGUUCACUCCACCACCCUGUGCCGCCUUCCGUCUCUCCUCCCGAAGUGCGCGUAGAACAGGUGAAUCCUGUUUCCGUGCUCAGCUUUCUCUCUCUUCAUCCACCUUUCACCUUUAUGGGGAACCAGGUGGAGAAACUAACACAUUUGAAUUACGCAGAGGUGCCAACGUCGGACCCAAAUGGGUUCGAACCGGACGACGACGUACCGAGGAUCGGCGUCUCAUACAUUUUCUCCAACGACGACGGUGACGACGACCAGGAUGACCACAUGGAUCACUUUUCCUCUGAAAACCACUCGGUUAGCCAUGAGGAGAAGCCCUUCGACCCACAGGACGAGCUUGAGUGCGCAGUCUACUACCGAGAGGAGUGCGUCUACGAGAGGAACACCGGAGACGCCACUCACUCUGCAGAAAGUCUCCUGAACAACUGCAGACCCGGAGACCUGCUGGAGUUUUUGGCCACUGGGCAGUAUCCUCACUGGGCUGUUUAUGUCGGCGACUUCCAGGUGGUGCAUUUGCACAGGGCUGAGAUAAAGAACAACUUCCUCACCGAUGUGAGUCAGGGCAAAAAAGGCCGGAUAGUGAACGGCCUCUACAGGUACCGUGCGCUCCCGCCGGAGGUGAUCGUGCGUAACGCCCUGGACCAUGUUGGCUCCAGAGACAGAGAGCUGUACUGGAGAAACUCUGAGUGCUUUGCUGCUUGGUGCCGGUUUGGCAAACGGGAGUUUAAAAUCGGAGGGGAGAUAAGGAUUGGAAAGCAGCCGUACAGGUUGAAAUUACUUUUUUCAGAGAAGAAGAGUCACGUCCUGGAGUUUCAGAGCCUAGAGGACGUGAUCAUGGAGAAGCGGAGGAACGAUCAGAUUGGCAAAGAUGCUGUAAUGCAAGAGCUUGCCAACCACCUGAACGCAACGCAUGAAAUCAAAGACGAGGAUUAUGUUAAGUGUUAAUGGUUGCUUGGGUCAUCUGGUGAGGAUUGGAGCUCUAAGUAUUACGGAGAAAUGCACAUUUUACAUGCUUAGAAACAAAGUAAGAGUGUUGCUGCUGAGGGAGCAUUUAUCCUUCCACUUAGCAAGAGCUCUGUCUGUGGACCCUGGUGCAUGUGUCACACUGCAACCAAAAGUAUAUCUUCAGAAGAUUAAAUUAAUCUUAGAAAUCCUCCUUUCUUUCCAAAAUGAGAGGAAAGCCAUGACAUCUGCGUAGACACUUCUCAAUUUUAUUUGCAAAGCAGAUCACAAGGUCAAAACAAAACUUGUGAAAAAAAAAACAUUUGGUCCCUCCUCCUAUAAUACAGAAUAGUAUUUACACACUCGAGGCAUGAUGAAGUGACUUUGUUUUGAUGGAUACAUUUGCAUUGAAGCUGCACCUGCAGUCUAGACACUUGGGAAUGAAGUUAGAAUUUAACUGCCCAUAAUUAUCUUUCUAAUCCAAUCAAUCUUUGCACACAGGAGCCAAACCUCUUAAAUGUUCCUCUACCUGAAGAGAGAGCUGAAAGUGCUCGCUCCUGCACAACUCAGGUGUCGCUGGAGAUCAAUAGAGAGAGGAAGAGACAGGACUGCGUGCUUUUAUUACUGUGUCAACCUUGAGGAUUCCCUUCUGUUGCUUUCUAUUCAAUCAUCACGCAGCUUUACUCACUGUGACCACUGUGCACACUACUCACUGUGCACUUGAUUCAGUCCUCUGAACAGUUUAUUUUUUUGAGAAAAAAAAAGAUGUUUGUAUGAAGGAAUAUGGAAAUAAAUAUAUAUUUGAACAGGAAA
This is a messenger RNA of Labrus mixtus (cuckoo wrasse), 2061 nucleotides long. RefSeq names its product LRAT domain containing 2b (gene lratd2b). The record is from RefSeq and is a predicted model, not a curated record. The transcript is spliced from 2 exons. NCBI's taxonomy places the organism in Eukaryota, Metazoa, Chordata, Actinopteri, Labriformes, Labridae. Bases 421 to 1251 code for a protein of 276 amino acids.